AGCAGCACCUGAAAACUAGGUCAAUCAAUGUGUGGCGGCUCUCCUACAUCUGGAUGCGUGUGCAGCAGUCUACUGCAUGGGGACUACUGUGAUGGAACAGCUUCGCAYAGCAGAAAGAAUGGAAAUAACUUCCCGAAAAGCGGUUGUCUCCGUGGAUCAGUAUACCACUACAACUCAUCAUCCCCAAGCCCACUGAUGCCAACGCAGCAAGUGACCGCGCAUUGCUCGCAGRGGCAAUAAGGACCAACACCUUAAUUAUCAGGCCGUGGUGACAUAGACGGUCUCAGCACAGCAGUCACAGCAAUUAUGCGCCACAACACAGCAACAAUUAGGAUUUAAAUCGCUGUUGUUAUAUUUUUUAUUUCUUAAGCUGGCAGCUGCUGCUGCGGUAACACCCCUCUUUGUAGAUCGCGUGCACUCCUCCCUCCUCCCUUCCUCUCCUCGGCUCUCCAUCCUUCCUUCCCGGAACGGCGGGGUGGACUGGUGGGGCUAUGGAGGAUGCAGGUGAGAUGAGGAAGACAUCCACGGUACCGGAGAUUAAACCGUUGGAUCAGUACGACUUCAACCGAGCCAAGGUGUGCGCCAGUGUCCGGUGGRUACUGGCGAAGUCAUACGGAUCCGCAGAGAAUGUCCCGGUGGAGCUGCGAGAGCCUCUGUACAGAGACAAGUAUGAGCAGGAGCACCUCAAGCCCUCCGUCUCCCAACUACUCCUGUCCCCUGAGCUGUACUGUAGGACCCAGGCCCUGCUCCACGGGGUCUCCCAGCCCGCUCCUCAGGGGCUCCCAGGGGACAACUCUGCACUGCUGCAGCUCCUCACCAAGAGGGGCCUGGAGCCCAGGGACCAGGAUGUGGCCAUCACAGAGGAAGACCUCAGCCACACGCCCAUCAAGACGAGGGCCCACCUGGUCCUGAUUGACUCGCUGAUGUCACUGGCUGCUAUGGAGACGGUGGGCAAGGUUAAGAUGACGGCAGAGGCAGAGAAAAUGGGAGGCGGGGCUCCGUGGGAGAAUGCCCUCCUCUUCUGGGUUAACCGGUUGAAUCAGAAGUUGAGAGGAGAGCACUGAGGAUGAGGAGGUCCAACCUGCACAGACCCACAGCCUGUUCAACCAACA
Salvelinus sp. IW2-2015 is the source of this 1112-nucleotide messenger RNA. Its product is annotated as calmodulin-regulated spectrin-associated protein 2-like. The record is from RefSeq and is a predicted model, not a curated record. Gene Ontology annotation, molecular function: microtubule minus-end binding; calmodulin binding. NCBI's taxonomy places the organism in Eukaryota, Metazoa, Chordata, Actinopteri, Salmoniformes, Salmonidae. Gene Ontology annotation, biological process: negative regulation of microtubule depolymerization; cytoplasmic microtubule organization. Gene Ontology annotation, cellular component: microtubule minus-end.